UGCAGUGCAGCCAGCUCCAUGGACUUUGCAACCACUGGCUGAAGCCAGAGAGGCACUCUAAGAAGCAGAUUCUGGACAUGGUGAUCCUGGAGCAGUUCCUGACCAUCCUGCCCCAGGAAAUGCAGUACUGGGUCAGAGGAUGCAGACCGGAGACCAGUUCCCAGGCGGUGGCCCUGGCUGAAGGUUUCCUCCUGAGUCAGGCAGAGGAGAAGAGGCAGGCAGAACAGAUGUGGGGACCAUCCAUGAUGAUGGAAGCUGAGUUCUCUGAGGCAGAAGGAGCCCCUUCAGAAGAGUGCAAGAGGACGCUGGUCCGGGAACAUGGCCAAGAUGCCCUCUCAUGUGGUAGUAGGGAGAAGUUGUCAAACCAUCCUCUUCACAGAGGUAUGGAAAGGGCUGCUGCAUCCUCAGUCCAGGCUCUGUUUUCCUUUGAGGAGGUGGCCGUGUAUUUCACUGAGGCAGAGUGGGCCCUACUGGAUCUGGACCAAAGAGAUCUCUACAUGGAAGUCAUGCUGGAGACCUAUGGGAGCAUAUCCUCCCUGGCAGAAGAUGUCGAGGAAACAGUUGAUGGAUUCCAGCGGUCCUUAUUGGAAACAGACAAGGACGAACAAUCUCAGUGUAAUUUCAGGGAUCCAGAGAGGCAGGAGGAAAAUCAUGAAAAAAAUAUGAGUGAAAAAUUCAUUCCUUUCCAAGGAGGAGAUUGUCAUGAUGUGGCUGACAUAGCAAAGGAAACAUACAUAUGUUUGGACUGGGGAUUUAAUUUAUCAGAUCAAACUCAAUAUAUCAAUUUGCAAAAGCCCUCUGGAGAGAAGGCUUUUAAUUGCUUCCAGUGUGGAAAAAGCUUCCUUUGUGGAGAAGAGCUAAUUAGACACCAAAGAGUCCAUAUAAGAGAGAAACUGUAUUGUUGCUCAGACUGUGACAAGAGGUUCACAGAUCCGUCAGAAUUUUUUCAACACAAGAAGACAUUUAUCUGCUCAGUGUGUGGAAAGAAUUCCUGUAAAGGGAAUGCACAUAAAUGUGGAGAGAGAUUUCAUAGCAGCGUCAAUCUUGAGCAGCAUCUAAGAACCCACACAGUGGAUAAACCUUUUGAUUGCUCAAAGUGUGGAAAGAAAUUCAGUCAAAAUGCACAUCUUCAAAAUCAUUUGAGAACUCACACAGGGGAUAAGCUUUUUGAAUGCUCAGAGUGUGGAAAGAAAUUCAGUCAAAAUGCACAUCUUCAAAAUCAUUUGAGAACUCACACAAGGGAGAAACUUUUUGAAUGCUCAAAGGGUGGAAAGAGAUUCAGUCAAAAUCAUCAUCUUCAAAAGCAUUUAAGAACCCACACAGUGGAGAAAAUAUUUGAAUGCUCAGAGUGUGGAAAGAAAUUCAGUCGAAAUGCCCAUCUUCAAAAUCAUUUGAGAACUCACACAAGGGAGAAACUUUUUGAACGCUCAGAGGGUGGAAAGAGAUUCAAUCAAAGCGGCAUUCUUCAAAAGCAUCUAAGAUGCCACAAACUGGAGAAACCUUUUGAAUGCUCAGAGUGUGGAAAGAGAUUCAGUCGAAAUCAUCAUCUCCAAAAGCAUCUAAGAGCCCACACAGCCAAGAAAUCUUUUGAAUGCUCAAAGUGUGGAAGGAAAUUCAGUCGAAAUGCCCAUCUUCAAAAUCAUUUGAGAACUCACACAAGGGAGAAACUUUUUGAAUGCUCAGAGUGUGGAAAGACAUUCAAUCAGAGAUGCAGUCUUCGACAACAUCUAAAAGCCCACACAGUGGACAAACCUUUUGAAUGCUCCGAGUGUGGAAAGAGAUUCAGUCAAAAUCCUCAUCUUCAAAAACAUUUAAGAACCCACACAGUGGAGAAAAUAUUCGAAUGCUCAGAGUGUGGAAAGACAUUCAAUCAGAGAUGCAGUCUUCGACAACAUCUAAAAGCCCACAGAGUGGACAAACCUUUUGAAUGCUCCGAGUGUGGAAAGAGAUUCAGUCAAAAUCCUCAUCUUCAAAAACAUUUAAGAACCCACACAGUGGAGAAAAUAUUCGAAUGCUCAGAGUGUGGAAAGACAUUCAAUCAGAGAUGCAGUCUUCGACAACAUCUAAAAGCCCACACAAUGGACAAACCUUUUGAAUGCUUAGAAUGUGGAAAGAGAUUCUAUCAAAAUGACCAUCUUCGGCAGCAUCUAAGAGCCCACGCAGACAAGAAAUCUUUUGAAUGCUCAAAGUGUGGAAAGAGAUUCAGUCAGAGGGGCAACCUCCAAGUGCAUCAAAGAAUUCACACAGGGGAGAAGCCUUUUAAAUGUUCACAGUGCGGAAAGAGAUUCAGUCAGAAGAGUAACCUUCAAGUGCAUGAAAGACGCCAUAGAGGGAAGAAACAUGCUGAUUGCUUAGAGUGUGGAAAGCAAUUCAAUCACAGGGGCAGCCUUCAACUGCAUCUAAGAACUCACAGAAUAAAGAAACCUAUUGAAUGCUCACAGUGUGGAAAGAGAUUCAGUCAGAAGAGUAACCUUCAAGUGCAUGAAAGACACCAUAGAGAGAAGAAAAAUUUUGACUGCUUAGAGUGUGGAAGGCAAUUCAAUCACAGGGGCAGCCUUCAACUGCAUCUAAGAACUCACAGAAUAAAGAAACCUAUUGAAUGCUCACAGUGUGGAAAGAGAUUCAGUCAGCGAGGCAAUCUUCAAGUGCAUCAAAGAAUCCACACAGGAGAGAAACCUUUUAAAUGCUCACAGUGUGGAAAAAGUUUCAGACGGCAAGACAAUCUUCAAGUGCAUCAAAGAAUCCACACAGGGGAGAAACCUUUUGAAUGCUCACAGUGUGGAAAGAGAUUCAGUCAACAAGGCAAUCUUCAAGUGCAUCAAAGAAUCCACACAGGGGAGAAACCUUUUAAAUGCUCACAGUGUGGAAAGAAUUCAGUCAGGGCACCAACCUUCAAAGGCAUCAAAGAUACCAUGGAGGGAGAAAAAACUUUUGACUGCUUAGAGUGAGGAAAGGAAUUCGGUUAGAGGGGCAGCUUUCAAGUGCAUCAAAGAUACCACACUGAGGAAAAAAACUUUGGAAUGCUCAGAGUAUGGAAAGAAAUUCAGAGGAUCAGUCUUCAACUGCAUCUAAGAACUCAUACAGCAGAGAAAGCUUUUGAAUGCCAGUGUAUGAAGAGCGAUUCAAUCAGAAUGACCAUCUUAAAGAGCAUUUAAGAAUCCACACAGUGGAAAAAUCUUUUCAAUGUUCAGCAUAUGGAAAGAUAUUCAGUCAGAGGGGCAGCCUUCAUGCAUCAGAGAAUCCAUAAAGGGGAGAAUCCUUUUGAUUCCUCAGCGUGUAGAAAUCUUCUGUGAUAGGUGGAGCCUUUGACAGCAUCUAAAACCAACACAGCAGACAUACAUUUUGAAUGCUUAGAAAGAAAGUCAGUCACAAUUACAAUUUUCAAAAGCAUUUGAAAACUCACAGAAACCUGAAUGCUCAGAGAGUGGGAAGAGAUUCAUUUGGAGAAGCAAUUUUAAACAAUUUUAAAGCAAUUUGGAGAAGCAAACAUAAGAACUCACAGAAAUGAGAAAUCUUUUGAAUGCUCAGAAUUUGGCAAGGGUUUCAGUCAGAGUGGCCAACAGUAUCUAUGCAUGCACAUAAGUGAAAAAUAGUUUGAAUUCUCAGAGUGGAAAAAGAUUUAGUCAGGGUAGCAACUUUUAUCUGCAUCAAAGAAAGCAUAUAGGGGAGGACCCAUUUGAAUGCUCAGAAUGUGAAAAGAGAUUUAGUGAAGUGUGGCUAUCUUCUGCUUCAUCAUAGAAUCCACACAGGGAGGAAACCUUUCCAGUGCUCAUAGCGUAGAAAGAGAUUGUGUGACCAUCUUCAAAGGCAUCUAAGAACCCAUAAAGGUUAGAAGUCUUUUGAAUGCUCAGAGUGUGGAAAGAAAUUCCGUCAGAGAGGCAGUCCGUCACCUGCAUCAAAGAACUCACACAAGGAGGAACCUUUUGAGUUCACAGAGUGACAAAAUAGAUUAUUUCAGAAAGCCACGGCAUCAAACAACACAGAAGAGAGGAAACCAUUUUAUAUCUUAAGAACAACCACAAGUAUACACAGAGUGGAAACCAUAGAAACUCAUGGAAAUGUUCAGUUUAUGGUAGGAUCUUCAUUAAAUCAGAGGCUUCCUUGCUGAUCCUGCAUGCUUUCGUAUAGGUAUGAUCUUUAAGCAGGUUCAUCAGAUGGUCAGUCUGAUUGCAUUAAAUGUUUCUUUUAUCCUGGACAAUUGAAAGUUAUCACUGAAAUAUUAGGCUUGUGGCUAAGAAUCAGUCAUUUAUCUAGAUGAUGAUCACAUGCACGAAAAGCUCAACGUACUAUCAGUGUACUGCUUUUUCCUCCCUGUAUAAACCUAUUAAUGUGAUUAGCCAAUCAGAUUUCUCUAGAUGGAACUAUAAGAAGAGACUGGCUGAGCUUUUUGUCUGUAGGUGUGACUUGGAUUUAUACAGCUAGAUUUUACUCCAGUGACAUCUUAGAGGCAAAGAAAAUUUUCUGUGAAUAAGCUCACUUCAUCAGAUAUAAAAUUUAUAAGCGCAGUUUAAGAAAUCUGGCUUGGUUUAUAUAUUCUAACAUGGUUGACAAAUGUUAGAAUAUUUUAAUGGACACAUGUUUUUCUAGCAGCUAUACAGUUCAUUUUGAACUGUUUGUAUUCUCUACCUUUCUGCCUAAUAAAGAAAAUUGAAAAACCA
Sphaerodactylus townsendi is the source of this 4658-nucleotide messenger RNA. Its product is annotated as oocyte zinc finger protein XlCOF6-like. The record is from RefSeq and is a predicted model, not a curated record. NCBI's taxonomy places the organism in Eukaryota, Metazoa, Chordata, Lepidosauria, Squamata, Sphaerodactylidae. Bases 78 to 2948 code for a protein of 956 amino acids. Gene Ontology annotation, biological process: regulation of transcription by RNA polymerase II. Gene Ontology annotation, cellular component: nucleus. Gene Ontology annotation, molecular function: RNA polymerase II cis-regulatory region sequence-specific DNA binding; DNA-binding transcription activator activity, RNA polymerase II-specific. The transcript has 6 exons.